Molecule: messenger RNA, 3073 nt
Organism: Acomys russatus (golden spiny mouse)
Lineage: Eukaryota; Metazoa; Chordata; Mammalia; Rodentia; Muridae
Gene: Usp33
Product: ubiquitin specific peptidase 33
Exons: 24
Coding region: 81-2786 (901 amino acids)
Biological process (GO): protein deubiquitination
Molecular function (GO): cysteine-type deubiquitinase activity; zinc ion binding
Source: RefSeq, a predicted model, not a curated record
UGACCUUGAGCGGUGGACCGCGAGCUAUUUUGCCUGAUUUGGAAAGCUUUGAGAAACAGAAAAAAACAAAUUAUAAGAAAAUGACGACUUUUCGAAAUCAUUGUCCACAUUUGGAUUCAGUUGGUGAAAUAACAAAAGAGGAUUUGAUAGAAAAAUCUCAUGGGGCUUGUCAGGACUGUAAAGUCAGAGGACCAAAUCUGUGGGCAUGCCUGGAGAACAGGUGUUCCUAUGUUGGCUGUGGGGAGUCACAAGUGGACCACAGCACCAUGCACUCGCAGGAGACAAAGCAUCAUCUGACUGUGAACCUCACCACUCUCCGAGUGUGGUGCUACGCUUGCAGCGAAGAAGUGUUUUUGGAUAGAAAAUUAGGGACUCCUCCUCCGUUACCUCAUGCAAGACAGCCUCAACACACACAAGAACGCAUGGUCCAGGAUUUUAAAAUGCCCAGUACCACAGCGUUGAAAACUCCUCUGGCUGUGGUAUUUGAAGAUCUGGGUAUAGAAGUGGAGGAAGAAGACGAGCUGAAGGCGAGAGGUCUUACAGGCUUGAAAAACAUUGGAAAUACUUGCUAUAUGAAUGCAGCUUUGCAGGCUCUUUCUAACUGCCCACCUUUGACGUACUUCUUUCUUGAUUGUGGAGGACUGGCUAGAACAGAUAAGAAACCAGCAAUUUGUAAAAGUUACCUCAAACUAAUGACAGAAUUGUGGCACAAGAGCAGGCCAGGAUCUGUUGUGCCUGCUAAUCUGUUCCAAGGAAUUAAAACUGUAAACCCAACUUUUCGAGGCUAUUCUCAGCAGGAUGCCCAGGAGUUCCUUCGCUGCUUAAUGGACCUGCUUCAUGAAGAGUUAAAGGAGCAGGUCAUGGAACUAGAGGAAGACCCUCACACCCUGACUUCUGAGGAGACCGUGGAAGAAGACAGGAGCCAGUCAGACGUGGACUUUCAGUCCUGCGAGUCGUGUAGCAGCAGUGAGAAAGCAGAAAAUGAGAGCGGCUCCAAAGGCUUUCCUGAAGACAGUAAUGAGACCACAAUGCUUAUUCAGGAUGAGGAUGACUUAGAGAUGGCCAAAGACUGGCAGAAAGAGAAGAUGUGCAGUAAGAUCAGCAAAGCCAAUGUUGACAUAGAAUUGGAUAAAGAUAGAGACACUGCAUGUGAAACAGUUGACCUGAACAGCCAGGAGACCGUCAAAGUGCAAAUACAUGGCAGAGCCUCAGAAUAUAUCACUGAUGUCCAUUUGAAUGACCUAUCUACAUCACAGAUCCUUCCAUCAAAUGAAAGUGCUACUCCACGUCUGUCAGCAAGCCCUCCUAAGUCAGCCAGUGUGUGGUCAGGACUGACACCUCCAAACAAAAAAGCUCAGUCUGUAUCUCCAAAGAGAAAAAAGCAACAUAAGAAAUACAGAAGUGUCAUUUCUGACAUAUUUGAUGGGACAAUCAUUAGUUCAGUGCAGUGUCUGACGUGUGACAGGGUAUCUGUGACCCUCGAGACCUUUCAGGAUCUGUCCUUGCCAAUCCCCGGCAAGGAAGACCUGGCUAAGCUGCACUCCUCCAGUCACCCAACGAUAGUCAAAGCAGGGUCGUGUGGUGAAGCCUACGCGCCGCAGGGGUGGAUAGCCUUCUUCAUGGAGUACGUCAAGAGCUGGUUCUGGGGUCCAGUAGUAACCUUGCAAGACUGUCUUGCUGCCUUCUUCGCCAGAGAUGAACUUAAAGGUGACAAUAUGUACAGUUGUGAAAAAUGCAAAAAGUUGAGGAAUGGAGUAAAGUUUUGUAAAGUACAGAAGUUUCCUGAGAUUUUGUGUAUCCACCUUAAAAGAUUUCGACACGAACUGAUGUUUUCCACCAAAAUUAGCACUCAUGUCUCCUUCCCCCUGGAAGGCCUGGACCUUCAGCCAUUUCUUGCAAAGGAUAGCCCAGCUCAGAUUGUGACGUAUGACCUCCUGUCAGUCAUUUGCCAUCACGGGACUGCAAGCAGUGGACACUACAUCGCCUAUUGCCGCAACAACUUAAAUAACCUGUGGUAUGAGUUUGAUGACCAGAGUGUCACUGAAGUUUCAGAGUCCACUGUGCAGAAUGCUGAGGCCUACGUCCUUUUUUACAGGAAGAGCAGUGAAGAGGCACAGAAGGAGAGGCGCCGGGUAUCAAACCUGCUCAACAUAACGGAGCCCAGCCUCCUGCAGUUCUACAUAUCCCGGCCGUGGCUGAAUAAAUUUAAGACCUUUGCUGAGCCUGGCCCUAUUUCAAACAAUGACUUCCUCUGUAUACAUGGAGGUAUUCCUCCACGGAAGGCUAGCUAUGUUGAAGACUUGGUUUUGAUGCUGCCUCAGAACAUCUGGGAUAACCUCUAUAGCAGGUAUGGAGGAGGGCCUGCUGUUAACCAUCUGUACAUUUGCCACACUUGCCAAAUCGAGGCAGAAAAGAUUGAAAAACGAAGAAAGACUGAAUUGGAAAUUUUUAUUCGGCUCAACCGAGCAUUUCAAGAGGAGGACUCUCCGGCUACUUUUUAUUGUAUCAGUAUGCAGUGGUUUAGAGAGUGGGAGAGCUUUGUAAAGGGCAAGGAUGGAGAUCCUCCAGGUCCCAUUGACAACACUAAGAUUGCAGUCACUAAAUGUGGAAGCGUGAUGCUCAAGCAAGGAGCAGACUCUGGUCAGAUUUCAGAAGAAACAUGGAAUUUCCUGCAGUCUAUAUACGGUGGAGGGCCUGAAGUCAUCCUCCGACCUCCCGUGGUCCAUGUUGACCCUGACCCACUGCAAACAGAGGAAAAGAUUGAAGUAGAGACCCGCUCUUUGUAGUUCUGAGGGUGCAGAGCUCCAGUGAGGACGCCUCACUUGACGCACACGCAUUCAAAGCAUUCCUUAAAGCAUGUUUAUUUUCUUGAUUUUCUUCUUUUAUCACAUGUAUCCCUUUGUACUGGGCAUUAUGGAAGGGUAUGUUAAAAUGUGUAAUAUAAGUUGGUAUAUUUAAUAUUGAGUAACUUAACCUAGUAUCUUUCAGUAUGCUGUUUUGAAAGAGAGGGGACAGUUGAGCUCUCUGACCUGUGUCAGGCAGAUCUGGUAGACCUUUUGUAGCUCUGUAAAUA